Molecule: messenger RNA, 1692 nt
Organism: Effrenium voratum
Lineage: Eukaryota; Dinophyceae; Suessiales; Symbiodiniaceae
Source: the annotation of a GenBank genome assembly
AUGAGCAACUGGCGGGCGGUGCCCCGGGUCUCCGAGCGGUCUUCCUGGGCGCGAGGGCCCAGACGCGGAGAGGGGGGGAGGGGGUACGGCGGAGACAUUUAUGGUGCAUUGUCGCCUGGCCUGCGUGAACAAGCAGAAGGCUCUGUAGAGGAGCUGGUGAACAAGAUGGAAGGUUGGAGUAUGGAACUUCAGAGGCACUGCGCUGAAGAUUGGAACCAGUUCGCGAGCAUCCUGAUUCAAUGCUUGUCGGGCGAGAGCAAGAAAGAUGCGUCACAGCAGCAGUUCCAAGUGGCUUGGCACGGUGCUGAUUGUCUGAGCGGCGUGUCAGGCCGUGAGGGCCAGGCCCCUCCUUCCAGCGCCGCCACCGAUUUUCACCGGCGAAGGAGGCCCAUGUUGCAGAUCGUCACAGCGGGACUUGAGGCGCAGGACGCAGAGAUUGAGAGGCUGAGGACUCAGCUGGAGCAGAUGUCCGUGCGGGCCUCGCGGAAGCGCAGCCAGUCGCAGGACCUCUUCACUGCCUCACGCCUGCGCUCGGUAGAGGCAGCUGCUGAGGAGGCGCAGCGGCGCCAUGCAGCGGCCAUUGCCAGCACGGCCCAGGCCAAAGACCACCUGGCGGAGCGGAUGGAGCAACUGGUAGGUGCAGAAUGCCGGAGAAGCGAGCACCAGCGACUCUUGGGGGAGCGGCGUGCUCAGAAGGUCGCCGCUGCCGCCGGCCUGGCAGCGCUGCAGCAGCAGCAGGAAGAGGUGCUGCAAGGCGUGGUCUCAGCGCGGCAGUCCUUGUUGAAGGCGGAGCAGGUGUGGGAGCAGCAUGCAGAGGAGGAGAUCCAAGGGCGCUGGAGAGUCCAGAGCCUUUUGCAGGAGGAGGAGGCACGGCUGGAGGCCAUUGCCCCGAAGUACCGGAGGCAAUUGCAGGAGAGUCAGGCUCAGGUGAUAUGUCAACCUGAAAUGCGAGAGGAACACGCAGAGCAGGUCGUAGAGAAGCUGGGGCGCGACCUGCCCUGGGAGACGGAGAGCGAACUGCAGCAGCAAAGGCGGCUGCAGGAGCUCUGGCGGCGAGAGCUCAGUGAGACAGAGCAUGAGAUGUGGGCGGCCCAACGGCACUGCAGGGACCAGCAGCGAAAGAUGACGCUGGCCCUCGCGAGCUGCCGCCGCCGCGUGGAGACGGAGGAGGUGCAGGCCCGGGCAGCACCUAGUCCUCUAGUGGCAGAGCUUGAGGAGGCUCAGCUGCAGUUCCACAAAAUCCAGGACAAAAUGCGCCAACAAGCGACGAAACAGAAGGUGAACGACGCCUUCAAGGUGCCAGUUUUCCAACAGCGAAGAACCACUGUGAAUGAGAAGAAUCGUGAAUGGCAUGAACUCGCAGCAUUGUUGCGCCGCUGUGACGCUUUGAGAGCACAGGAGGCCAAGCAGCAGCAAAGUUUGCGGGAGGUGCAAGAGCAGAGAGAGGCCUUGGCUGCGGAGCUUUCAGAGCAGAAGCGGCAAGUGGCGCUGGCAGGCCAGAGGCGGUCAGCGGCCGCCCAUGGCGCCGAGCGCUUGAGACGAGAGCAUGCCUGGCUGACGCAAGAAUGUCAGGAGUGAGGCUCGGGGGCGGCUGUUCAAUGGCCAAGCGAGAGAUCGGUGCUGGCAUUUGCUGUACAGCAGUCGGAGGGCCGUUUGCGCCAAGCUUGGCAUUGCGGACUUCUGGGCGGUUCA